AUGGAGUCUUUUGUUAAUGAGCAAGUAAAACGCUUAAAUAUAACACUAACACAGCAGUUUGAGAAAAAUUUAGAAGAAAACAAUAUCAAAGAUUUUACUUCAUUAAAUGAAAAAAAUCAAUUUUUAUUUCAAACAAUACAAUCACUAGAUUUAACAAGCUCAACCUUACCUACAAUUGAAAAAAUAGAGGAACACCUUGAAAAGUAUCUUUCAGGUUUUUCAAACAUAAACAGUUCUGUAGAUCCUACUCUUGAAUGGUUAUUUGUAGCUAAAUGUACAAUCGCGGUUUAUGGACAAGUGUUUUCAAAUUUACUUAAUUUUACAUUACCAAUUUCAGAAUCUAUUGAAUACUGGAAUAGUAUUCAUGGAAACACUUUUCAAGAGCUAUAUUAUAUUUUACAAAGUAUUACUUCGACAUAUUUAAAUAACAGACCAUCAAUUCAAUCUUUCGAUAUACUUCGGUUCUUUACGUUAUCUUCUUUCCAUCGUCGUCCCGUUAUUCUUGAAAUUAUUAGUGACGAAAUACAACUCAAAAAGAAAAAAUUACAGCAGUUUCGAUCAGAACAAGCCGCUAGCUUGGGUAUCCUCUUAUUAAGUCUUCCUCAGUUCAGUAGCAGCAAUCAAUUAUCAUCCUCUCAUAUGGAGUUUACGGAGAAUAUAGCGAAAGAGGCCAAAGAAUGUAUUGAAAUGAUUAAAUAUGUCUUGCAACCUUCUUCUACUAUUAAAGACAAAAAUAAAAUAGAAAAAAAUAGACAUCAUUUUGAACAGAGGUUAUCUUCAAUGAAUUUAAAAAAUGAUACGUUAACAGCACAAGAUUUGACAUUUGAAUUAUACAAAAUUACGAAUAAUUGGACAGCGACUUAUAAUCAAGAAUUGCAAUGUGUUCAAUCACUUUAUGGCGCACCUUCUCCAAUCAUACGUUAUUGGAUUCCUGCUGUCUUUUCUUACUUUAUUAGUAGUUGGGUAAUUCGUUAUGGGUUUAGGCGUAAAGAAGAUAUUACUCAUUGGGUAGAAGAGGCGGGAAAGACAGCUUAUGACUUUGUAUUAAACUGGAUUUGGGAGCCUGUCCUCAAAGUAUAUAACACAGUUCGAUUAAAAGAUCAACGACUCAGUCUUUUAAGUAAAGAAGGACUUCAAAGUGAUUUAGAUUCUCUUGAACGUAUGGUAGUUGGCUUUGCUAAAGAUAAAUUACAUAUGCAAGAAAGCGAAUUAACGCAUUUAGCCUCAAAUGUUCGAGAAGGUGAUCUGUCAGUAUUACUAAAAGAAUAUGAAAAAGAAAUUAAAAAUCCUUUGAAGAAUGCACUUGUCGGCGAUUUACUUCAGACUAUCCUUAUUCAGGUCCAAAAGACGAAAGUAGAUGUAGAUUUAGCAAUGUCUGCUUUAGAUAAGCUUCUGAAAUCAAAUGAACUAAAUUUUGCUUUUCUGGCGGUUGCACCUUCUAUGCUUCUAACUUGGGCGUCUGCUAGUUGGUUUAAAAACAUGCUCCAAGGAAGAUCUCAACAAAAGGUUAAAAAGAUAGGUUUACCAAUGAGAGAAACACUUCGGUAUACACACACACAUAUAUAUAUAUAUAUAUAA
Molecule: messenger RNA, 1578 nt
Organism: Cokeromyces recurvatus
Lineage: Eukaryota; Fungi; Mucoromycota; Mucoromycetes; Mucorales; Mucoraceae
Product: ATP synthase regulation protein NCA2-domain-containing protein
Exons: 5
Coding region: 1-1578 (525 amino acids)
Cellular component (GO): mitochondrial outer membrane
Source: RefSeq, a predicted model, not a curated record